AUGGUGUUUCCGGACUACUAUUUCUUUGCGGAAAGACGUUUGGUAAACCAUACCAUUGAAAAAAAACGUGUCGAUAACUUGGAUGACUGUGAGCUCAUGUGCUACCUGAACGACAACUGUGUCAGUCUUAACUUCAAAAAAGAUUCAGAGGAUAACAAACCAGGUCACACCUGUGAACUAAAUAACGCCACGCAUAUGAAAUAUGACAGUGACUUGACAACUGAUGCCAAGUCUUAUUAUCGUGGCUCGAAGGUGAGUCCCAAUCGAUUUUUCGAAAUUUUCGUCUUGGAAUAAUAUCAUAACAAUAAUUAACGUUUAUGCAAAAUUGCGUGCACUCGAUCAUCCGUAUUUAGUUGAUUCUUCUAUUGAAUCCCUCCAUCCUCUUUUAUUACUUUAUUUAAUUUUUUUCUUCUUCUUUAGAACGCUUGUGACAAGAGUCCCUCCUGCGAUAACAACGCAACUUGCCAGUCUGGGUUUACACUCAAGGGAUAUCGGUGCUUGUGUCCUCCUGGAUUCGAGGGAGAACGUUGCGAAAUGGGUAUGAGUCUAUGUCAGUCCUUAAAAUGA
Molecule: messenger RNA, 567 nt
Organism: Pocillopora meandrina
Lineage: Eukaryota; Metazoa; Cnidaria; Anthozoa; Scleractinia; Pocilloporidae
Source: the annotation of a GenBank genome assembly